AUGGAGGCCGAAUUUGGAGGCAAGGCUCAUAGUUACUAUGGUAUGAAGGCAGUUGGAAAAAAGAGUUUCGAAUGGGAUUUGAAUGAUUGGAAAUGGGACGGUGAUCUUUUUACUGCUAGUCCCUUGAAUUCUGUACCAUCUGCUUGUAGGAGUAAGCAGUUGUUUCCGGUUAGGCCAGAAACUCCCUCCAAUGCUGGUUUGUCCAACAGUUCUUCUUCUGGAUCAGACAAUAUCAGUCCGGGGAAUGAGAAAGGUAAAAGAGAACUGGAGAAACGGAGAAGGGCUGUUUUUGUGGAAAACGGAGUUCAUGAUGAAGCUGGGUCUCUUAAUCUUAAUCUUGGUGGGCAAGCUUACCCCAUUAUGGAAGGAGAGGUACAGGCUGGGAAGAAGACAAAGAUAGUUGGGACUACUUCAAAUCGUGCAGUUUGUCAGGUGGAGGACUGUACGGCUGAUCUUAGCAAUGCCAAGGAUUACCACCGACGGCAUAAGGUCUGUGAUAUGCAUUCUAAAGCAAGUACAGCUUUGGUGGGAAAUGCUAUGCAGCGGUUCUGUCAACAGUGUAGCAGGUUUCAUGUUCUUCAAGAGUUUGAUGAAGGGAAGAGAAGUUGUCGCAGGCGUUUGGCUGGCCAUAAUAGGAGGAGAAGAAAAACACAUCCUGAUACUACAGCUAAUGGAGGUUCAUUGAAUGAUGAAAGAGGAAGCAGUUAUCUAUUGAUUAGCUUGCUGAGAAUACUCUCCAAUAUGCACUCUAGCGGUUCUGAUCAAACAAAAGAUCAGGAUCUGCUAUCUCAUCUACUGAGGAGCCUAGCCAAUCUUGCUGGUACGGCAGAUGGAAGAAACAUAUCUACAUUGCUGCAGGGAUCUCAAGGUUUAUUUAACAGUGGGACAUCUUUACAGACCGCAAAGGUGCCAGAUAUGGAUGAUGGUGUUAAUCUUGAGGAUUUAAGGCCUGUAGGACAGUGUUCAGUAGUACCUGCAUCAGAUAUGUUAGAGAGGAGAAUAUCUUCAGUUGAUGAUCCUGGAAGUCUGCAAGUUCUUUCAGGUCUACAGGCCACUGAGCCACUACCCUCAAGAGACAGUUCUGAAUCAAAAUCAGUUACACCGGAAGCUACAAGUAGAAGGUUCCAGUUAAAUGGCAUUGAUUUAAAUAAUACAUAUGAUGAUUCACAGGACUAUUUAGGGAACCUAGGGAAUUCUCAUGUUCCUGCAAGUCCAGGGACUGCAUCUCUUGGUUUUUCUUCAUGGAUGCAGCGCGAUUCCCACAAGUCAAGCCCACCUCAGACAAGUGGGAAUUCAGACUUAACUUCUACUCAGUCACCAUCAAGUUCCAGUGGAGAGGCUCAGAGUCGCACAGAUCGAAUUGUUUUUAAACUCUUCGGAAAAGACCCAAAUGAUCUUCCAUUCAUUCUGCGAUCACAGAUCCUCGACUGGUUAUCCCACAGCCCUACAGACAUUGAAAGCUACAUAAGGCCGGGCUGUAUCAUCUUGACAAUUUACCUUCGUCUAGAAAAAUCCAUGUGGGAGGAGCUCUGUUGUCAUCUGGGUUCCAGUUUGAAAACACUUCUAGAUGCUGCCAAUGAUCCAUUUUGGAGAACAGGAUGGGUGUAUACUAGGGUACAACACUUUGUAGCAUUUACGUACAAUGGUCAAGUUGUCUUAGACACACCCUUACCUCUUAAAAGCGAUAAGAGUUGCAGGAUAUCAUACAUCAAACCAAUUGCAGUCUCUGUAUCUGAGAGGGCUCAGUUUGUAGUAAAAGGCUUUAACCUUUCUCAUUCUGCCACAAGGUUACUCUGUGCUCUAGAAGGGAAGUAUCUGGUGCAAGAAACUUGUUAUGACGUGAUGGAUGGUGUACAUACAACUGUUGAGCAUGAUGAGCUGCAGUGCCUCAAAUUCUCCUGCUCUAUACCAGAUGUUACUGGGCGAGGAUUCAUUGAGGUCGAAGAUCAUGGUCUCAGCAGCAGCUUCUUUCCCUUUAUAGUUGCAGAGCAGGAAGUAUGUUCAGAAAUUUGUAUGCUGGAGGGUGAGAUUGAGGUGGCUGAAAGUGCUGAUGCUGAAAAAUUGGAAGCCAAGAAUCAAGCCUUGGACUUUAUACAUGAAUUGGGUUGGCUCCUCCAUAGGAGUCGAGCUAAUUUUAGACUUGGUCACUCGGAUCUGAACCUGGAUCUAUUUCCUUUCAGCAGGUUCAGGUUGCUUAUGGAGUUUUCGAUUGAGCAUGAUUGGUGUGUUGUAGUGAAGAAACUCUUGGGCAUUCUGUUUGAGGGUACUGUUGAUGCUGGAGAACAUACUUCCAUUGAGUUUGCGUUAUUGGAUAUGAGCCUCCUCCACAGAGCUGUGCGAAGAAAUUGCAGAUCUAUGGUAGAGUUCUUGUUAAAAUUUAUCCCAAAUCAAGGUUUAACAGGAUCGGAGCAGAAGCAACAAGUUGACAGGGAUGGCAACAGUUUCUUGUUUAAACCUGAUGCAGUUGGGCCCAUGGGGUUGACUCCUCUUCAUGUUGCUGCGAGUGCUGAUGGCUAUGAGCACGUAUUGGAUGCCUUAACUGAUGAUCCUGGAAAGUUGGGAAUUGAAGCAUGGAAAAAUGCUCGAGACAGUACAGGAUUGACACCAUAUGAUUAUGCAUGCCUCCAAAGCCGCUACUCCUAUGUCCAUCUUGUCCAGAGGAAAAUCAGCAAGACAUUAGAAAGUGGGCAAGUGGUGCUUGAUAUCCCUGGUGUCAUCUUAGACAGAAACGGCAAGCAGAAGCAAUCUGAAGCGUAUAAACCAUCAAGAGUAGCCAGCUUGGAAACUGAAAAGAUUGAAAUGAAAGCGAUACUGCAACAUUGUAAGUUAUGUGCACAGAAACCAGCUUAUGGCAACACAAGGUCACUAGUGUACAGGCCGGCAAUGCUGUCAAUGGUGGCCGUUGCUGCUGUCUGCGUUUGUGUAGCCUUGCUCUUUAAAAGCACACCGGAAGUUCUUUUCGUGUUCCAGCCCUUCAGGUGGGAACUGUUGAAGUUUGGCUCAAGCUGA
Messenger RNA from Prunus armeniaca (apricot), 3009 nucleotides. The record is from the annotation of a GenBank genome assembly. Lineage: Eukaryota; Viridiplantae; Streptophyta; Magnoliopsida; Rosales; Rosaceae.